Calidris pugnax (ruff) is the source of this 1719-nucleotide messenger RNA. It is a transcript of the gene DEDD, whose product is annotated as death effector domain containing. The coding region runs from base 714 to 1670 and encodes 318 amino acids. Gene Ontology annotation, biological process: regulation of apoptotic process; apoptotic process; extrinsic apoptotic signaling pathway via death domain receptors. Gene Ontology annotation, cellular component: nucleolus. The record is from RefSeq and is a predicted model, not a curated record. The transcript has 5 exons. Lineage: Eukaryota; Metazoa; Chordata; Aves; Charadriiformes; Scolopacidae. Gene Ontology annotation, molecular function: protein binding; DNA binding.
GACGAGCACGUUAAUUGUGAGUAAACGCCAAGGAGAAGGAAUGGGCUGAAUCUGAAAUGGACUAACCCGCUUCAGGUGACCUUCUCUUGGCUUUUUUUUUUGUUUUUUUGUUUUUUUUUGUGAAGGUUUAUCGCUUAACCCGGUGCGGGCGCGGGAGGAGCUGCUUUACUGAGGCAGCAAAUCCAGGUUUAAGGAAUUCUGAGGCGUUAAGUCCCGCCGGUGAGAAGGGAACAGCCCGGGUAGUUCUUCAGGAGCGGUGUCCUUAAAAAUAAAAAAGAGAUGGCCUAGAGAGAGAGCGCAGGGGGGGUUCCGGACUUUCCUUUUCCUCCUCCCCAUGUCAAUAAGUUAUUAAGUAGGGAAAAAAAAAGAGGAAGAAGAAGAAGGGUUUUGGGAGGAAUUAAAAAUAAUUAAUAUUGGGUGGCUUCUGGCAAGUCGACCAGCUUUACCGCCGAGCGCCGAUCCCCGCCGCAGCCAGUUUGGCUUCCCCGCUGCAAGAAACGCCGCAGGAGCUUCCGCGCUUGGGUUUGGGAAGUUUUAUUUAAAAAGUCGAGGAGAAAAAGGGGAUAGAAGACUUGUGAAGACGCAAAAAAAAGCAAAAAACCCACGAAACACUCUCGGCUUGGCCGCUGUUGGACUCGUGGACAGAAGCAAGGCCCGACGAGCUCCUCGCUGAGGGUCGCGGCGCGGAGCCCCCCGGCACGGCGCGGCACGGCAUGGCCGCCUUCAAGCGGAGCCGGGCGCAGGCCUGGCCGGAGGAGCAGGGUGACCGUGAGCACGGGCUGUACAGCCUGCACCGCAUGUUCGACAUCGUGGGCACCCACCUCACCCACCGGGACGUGCGGGUCCUCUCCUUCCUCUUCGUGGACGUCAUCGACGACUACGAGCGGGGCAUGAUCCGCAGCGGCAGGGACUUCUUGCUGGCGCUGGAGCGGCAGGGCCGCUGCGACGAGACCAACUUCCGACAGGUGCUGCAGCUGCUGCGCAUCAUCACCCGCCACGACCUGCUGCCCUACGUCACCCUCAAGAGGCGACGGGCCGUGUGUCCGGACCUGGUGGACAAGUACCUGGAGGAGACGUCCAUUCGCUACGUGACGCCCCGAGCCCACGGCGAGACGGAGCACGGGCUCGGCCACCCCCAUAAAUCAGUGCCUCCCCACCACCCCGUCGUCUGCUGCUCCCCCGCGGGACCCCAGAUCUGCACCAAGCGGCCCGGCCGCGGCAGGACCCUCCUCGGCAGCCAGCGCAAGAGGAGGAAGUCGGCCACGCCGGACCCCAAGGAGAAGCAGACCUGUGACAUCCGCCUGCGGGUGCGAGCCGAGUACUGCCAGCACGAGACGGCGCUUCAGGGCAACGUCUUCUCCAACAAGCAGGACCCCCUGGAGCGUCAGUUCGAGCGUUUCAACCAGGCCAACACCAUCCUCAAAUCCCGGGAUUUGGGCUCCAUCAUCUGCGACAUCAAGUUCUCAGAGCUCACCUACCUCGACGCCUUCUGGCGCGACUACAUCAACGGCUCCUUGCUGGAGGCCCUCAAGGGCGUCUUCAUCACGGACUCGCUCAAACAAGCCGUGGGCCACGAAGCCAUCAAACUGCUGGUCAAUGUGGACGAGGAGGAUUACGAGGUGGGCCGCCAGAAACUCCUGAGGAACUUGAUGCUGCAGACAGCGCCCUGACGGCCCCCCCUCCCCCUCCCCCCCCCCCCCCCCCUCCCCCCCCCCCCCC